Triticum aestivum (bread wheat) is the source of this 1258-nucleotide messenger RNA. Its product is annotated as light-inducible protein CPRF2. The coding region runs from base 218 to 1027 and encodes 269 amino acids. Gene Ontology annotation, molecular function: DNA-binding transcription factor activity. Gene Ontology annotation, biological process: regulation of DNA-templated transcription. The transcript has 6 exons. The record is from RefSeq and is a predicted model, not a curated record. NCBI's taxonomy places the organism in Eukaryota, Viridiplantae, Streptophyta, Magnoliopsida, Poales, Poaceae.
GAAACACAUGGACAGCGCCGCCGAGACAGCGACUCCCCGUCCCCUCCACCGCCGCUAUAAACCCUCCCCCCUCGCCGCCUCCAUCUCCACCAUCGCUCUUGCUCCAAAUCCUUAGUUUUGCGAUUCACUUGCUCCCAGUUCCCGGUGUAGUAAUUCUUUGCCCCUGUGAGUAGAACUACUAUUAUCAAGGGUGGGAAACAGAGCAGCUACUUAGAGAAUGGAGUGCAGCGGCGACGAGGUGGUGGAGCUGAACUGUGCCCGCGCCGGCGGAGACCCCGGAGAGUACGCCGCCGUGCUGAAGAGGAAGCUGCAACUGUACUGCGCCGCCGUGGCCAAGACCAUGGAAGGUGACGGUACUGUUGUUCAAGGAAAGCCAGCUAAUAGUUGUACAUCAAAGGAGCAGUCAGAUGAUGACGAUGGGGAUCUCGAGGAAAAUACAGACCCUGCCAGUGCCAAGCGCGUGAAGAGGAUGCUGUCAAAUCGAGAAUCUGCCAGGAGGUCAAGGAAAAGGAAGCAAGCCCACCAAAAUGAUAUAGAAUCACAGGUUACCCAGUUAAGAGCUGAGAAUGCAUCUUUGCUAAAGCGCCUGACUGACAUGACUCAGAAAUACAAGGAAGCUUCCCUUGGCAACAGGAAUCUUACAGUUGAUAUUGAGACUAUGAGGAGAAAGGUGAAUAUAGCUGAAGAAGCUGUCAGGAGAGUAACUGGAGCAAGCUUGAUGUUCUCCACUACAUCAAACAACGUGCCCUUGUCUUCAUGUGUAUCUGUUGCAGCUUCUGCUGAUGCUGUUCCCACUGAGGAAAACAUGAGCCAUUUCCUCCAGGGUUUACUUGAAGACGAUCUGAUCAAACAUGACCUCUCAGAGGUAGCAACCCCUUUGCCCAAUGGGGAAGAGAUGACCUCAAGGCCAGCCCCUUUGCGACGCGUCGCGAGCCUGGAGAACCUGCAGAAGAGGAUCCAUAGAGAUUCAGUGCACACUGAGGACACGUCGAGUUUCCCGGACCAUGAAGUCCCUGCCAAUGGUUAGUAACUGGACUGUAUAAUUCUCCAGUGGGCUAAGUUUUGUCGUAAAGUAUGGAGGCUGUGGCGUCCGUGUAUAUCUGGAUGCUGAACUUUGUGUAUACUAUUUUGAAGGUAAAUAACCUGCACUUCAGUCUUCUUAUCCUGCUUCUUUGCGCUUCUCAGCCUUGUGAAUAUUGUGCACAAGCAGGUAACUGUACUGCACAUGUCAGUGAUGAGCAGAACUGUGUUUUCCAUU